UGUGUUGGUGGUGUUGGUGUUGGUGUUGGUGGUGUAUAUGUGGGAGCAGGAGGAGAGACUCUGCAGUGUCUUGGCAGCUGCAUUAGUGCAUCUCCCACCGUCCGCGAUGCCUCCGCGGCCAAUGCCUGCCUCCUCCGCGUCCACUUGACAGCAGAAACCAAUAUGAACUCGUCGGGAAACUGAGCCGGACGUUCACACUAGGCUAUAUAUCGCCGUGUGCCCCCGGAGACGGUCCGGAGCGCUUCAUUCACGCACAGAAACCCCGUGACGAGAAUUGUUAAUGGAAAAUGGCGAUAGGCAAAAGGUCUUGCAGCAUCGUCUGCUUGGUAUCUAUCCAGAUUAUCUUGAUUUUCAGCGCAUCGUGGCCUGGAGCAGCGGCUCUCACAUUCCCCCAGCAGUACACGAUAAUGCACUGGGCCAGGCGUAUCGAGCAGGAGAUUGACAGAGUCUUUCAGCACAUCACUGGAGCUCAGCAGUUGAAAGGGAUUUACAAUGAAGAAAGACGACGGUUCAGUCUGGUGAAGAAUCAGCCUCGGAAGAUUGUGGAGAAAGUGGCCUCGGACAUAGAGAAACUCCUGGCUAAGAAGCGCAAAGCACUCGAUAGAUUAGCCAGCGAAGCAGAGCGGCUCCAGAGAGAGCACCCAUGGCAGGAUGGAAUCAAGGAGCUGGACAUGGCUUAUUAUGACUCCAAGGCAGAGCUGGAUUAUUACUCCAUGGACGGAGAAGGAGAGGUGGAGAAUCCUUCACACAUCAAGCUGGAGUUUGUUUACGAUCCAAACUUCAAAAACAACGUCAACUAUUCCUACACAGCCGUUCAGAUUCCCACAGAUAUUUAUAAAGGAGCUCCAGUCAUUUUGAAUGAGUUGAACUGGACGCAGGCGCUGGAGAAAGUGUUCAUGGAGAACAGUCAGGAGGAUCCGUCGCUGCUGUGGCAGGCGUUUGGGAGCGCAACAGGUGUCACUCGCUACUACCCAGCUACACCUUGGAAAGCCCCCGAUAAAAUCGACUUGUAUGACGUCAGGAGGAGACCCUGGUACAUCCAGGGAGCCUCCUCCCCCAAAGACAUGGUCAUCCUUGUUGAUGUGAGCGGCAGCGUCAGUGGACUCACCCUGAAGCUCAUCAAAGCGUCAGUGAUGGAAAUGCUCGACACGUUGUCUGAUGACGACUACGUCAACGUGGCCAGGUUUAACGAGAAGGCCGAGGCUGUGGUUCCCUGCUUCAAACACCUCGUCCAGGCUAACGUGCGCAACAAAAAGAUCUUCAAGGAUGCAGUGCAGCAGAUGCAGGCUAAAGGCACCACCGACUACAAGUCUGGAUUUCAUUUUGCCUUCAACCAGCUGUUAAAUAAGACAAAUGUUCCUCGGGCCAACUGCAAUAAAAUAAUCAUGCUGUUUACUGACGGAGGAGAGGACAGAGCUCAGGAUGUCUUCAUGCAAUACAACUGGCCCAACAAAACGGUUCGAGUUUUCACCUUUUCUGUGGGUCAACACAACUAUGAUGUCACACCUUUACAGUGGAUCGCAUGCACCAAUAAAGGUUACUAUUUUGAGAUCCGUUCCAUCUGUGCUAUAAGGAUUAACACCCAGGAGUACCUCGACGUGCUCGGGCGCCCCAUGGUUCUGGCAGGCAGCGAGGCCAAGCAGGUUCAGUGGACCAAUGUGUAUCAGGAUGCUCUGGGCCUUGGCAUGGUAGUAACUGGGACUUUGCCUGUAUUCAAUCUCACCAUGGAUGGAAACUCACAGAAUCAGCUGAUAUUAGGUGUCAUGGGAGUCGACGUGCAUCUUGACGAGAUAAAGCGACUAACACCGCGGUACAAUCUUGGAGCCAAUGGAUACAUAUUUGCAAUCGAUCCAAAUGGAUAUCUUCUGCUUCACCCGAAUCUUCAGCCAAAGCUGGUGAACCUCCCUGAGCCUGUGACUCUGGACUUCCUGGAUGCAGAGGUGGAAGACAGCAGUAAAGAGGAGAUCCGGCGACAGAUGAUUGAUGGAAGACCAGGCGAAAUGCAGAUCAAAACUCUCAUCAAGUCGAUUGAUGAGCAAUACAUUGACGAGGUGUUCAGAAGUUACACCUGGACUCCGAUCAACGGCACAGAUUACAGUCUCGGUCUGGUAUUACCCCCCUACAAUGAGUAUUUCAUCCAGGCUGACCUGAGCGAUGUGAUGCUGCAGCUCCAGUAUAUGCAGUCGCUGCUGCCCAGCUCCUUUGAAUCCUCAGGACAUGUGUUUCUGGCUCCAAGGGAAUACUGCAAACGGCUGCAUCUCUCUGACAACAACACGCAGUUUUUGCAGAACUUCCUCUCGCUCAUGCUGGACAUUUCCCCAGAAUCUGAUGAGUGUGACCAAGGCCUCAUCCACAACCUCAUUUUGGAUUCCAGGAUCAUCGGGCAGCUGGCCUCUCGCGUUUGGAAGAACAAGGACCUGAAUUCGUACGGCUUCCUGGCUGUAUUUGCGUCCACUGAUGGAGGAAUAACACGUGUGUUUCCCAAGAUAGCUGCUGAGCUUUGGGACGAGGACCCUGAACCCUUCAACUCAAAUUAUUACAGAAGGAGCCUUGAUAACAAAGGCUACAUGUUCAGAGCUCCAUCGAGAUCCUCGUUGGACGACCCUAUCGGUGCAGAAAACGGCACAAUUGGGAUUCUGGUCAGUUCCGCUAUAGAGGUGAAUUUGGGAGGCAAACUGCUCAAACCUUCAGUGGUCGGGGUGAAGCUGGACUUGGAGGCGUGGGUGGACAAGUUUAAGAUCCUGGCCAGCAACGUGUCAGACAGUCGACAGGGCUCACACAAGUGUGGACCAUCCAGAAGCUGUGAGAUGGACUGUGAAGUGAACACUGACGACCUCCUCUGCUAUCUCAUCGAUGAUGGUGGAUUCCUGGUCAUGUCCAACCAGAGAGAUCACUGGAAAAAGAUCGGUCUUUUCUUCGGUGACGUGGACCCUUACCUGAUGCACGCUCUCUACAACAACACAAUCUUCAGCCGCCGUCAGUCUUUCCACUUCCAGUCUGCGUGUGAACCGGUCACCAGCAGCCACACUGGUGCAGCACCGAGGGGCAUCUUUGUGCCGUCCAUUGCAGACAUCCUCAGCUUGGCCUGGUGGACGUCCACGAUGGCUUGGUCCGUGACCCAGCAGCUACUGUAUGGACUUGUGUACAACAGCUGGUUCUACCAAGAUGACGUUCUGGUGGAAGGUUUUGAGACGAGGGAGAGCAGCUGUGUGACCAUCCAAAGCCAGUUCUACUUUACAAACACCACCAACUCCUACAACGUGCUGCAGGACUGUGGAAACUGCUCACGGCUGUUCCACGCCAAGCGGAUAGAGAACACCAACCUGCUCUUCGUGGUCGCUGAGACGCUGCCCUGCAGCUCAUGUGAGAUAGAGAGACUGACACAGAUCAGGACAGAGUUUCAGGAGGAGAAUCCAUGUGAAGUGCUGAGCAACGCACGGUAUCGUAAAGGCCCGACAUCCUGCUUUGACUACAGUGCCUUAGAAAACACGUCAGAGUGUGGACGGGGUCAUGCACUGCAGUCCUCCUUAGGAGUCCUUCUCUUUAUUCAGCUCAUUCUGCCUCUUUUUCAUCUCUGACACGUGCAAACACUCUAACUGACAUCUUUCAUCUCUUUGGGUUUAGGCUCGGAUCUACUGAAGGUCAGAUCAAACAGAAACUGCAAAAUUCUUCUUUUUUGAUCUACAAAUGGCACACUUGUGCUUGAAAAAAAACGGGGAUCAGCUCUUAGUGUUUUUUGCCUUAUUGCUUAUGCAUUUGCUGGUGUUUCAGGGCUUGAGUGCAAAAUAUAGGAAGAGAAUGUGUUGAGUGUGCAUGCUACUUAAACUAGGACAAGCAUGUUUAACAUUUUUGCACACAGGCUCAGCCAUAUAAGCAACCACCAAAAAGUCAGGGAGGCAGCUGAAAUGUAUUUUAAACAGGCCAAUAAAUGAUCAGCCAGCAGGAACUGACGUCAGUCACAGCUUUAAGUUUGAUUCUGGUGGUGAAAUGAUAAAAGAUAUAAAACUCAUCUGCACCUUUUUGCUUUGUGGUGAAUACACAGUGGUGGAAAGAAGCAUUCAGAUCUUAAACCUGUAAAGUUCCUCUAGAAAAAGCAGUAAAAGUCUUGCAUUCGCGAUCGACUUAAAAGCACAAUGGGUAUGAUUUGAAACGGCUUUGUUUACAUCAAAGCCCUUAAGAACAGAGCUGAGCUUUGUAGCAAAUUUGGCAUAAUGGCCAAACAGAGGAAUUAAAAUCUCCUUGGUCUUUCAUCUGAUGCCAUGAGGCCCAGAAAGACUUUUUCCAUAAACUUGCAUUGUGAAAGAGACGUCUGUAAAUUGAUUGAUAAUUAAUCUUACUUAUUUAAAUCAUUAUUUCCUAAAAAAAUGUCUAAAUCACUAAAUCAAGAGUUAUUUUCCUUCUUCUGUUCACGUAAAUGAGCCUGAAACUAAGCAGUUGGAGGGCGUGGCUAAAGGAAAUGCUGCUGUGCUUGCUUUAUGGGCAAGGGUCACCAUAAAAUCAGAGUAAUUUUAUACACAGAAUUAAUUGGAUUCAUGCACCACUGAACAACUCUCAUAGGAAUGAACGGGGCCCCUCCUCCAACACUGUUUCCAGUUCCCUUUAUACAUCCACAGUUUACAUCCACAAUUAUUUGCUCCCUGUCUUCUUCUUCCCUAUAUUUUUCUGCCGUAUUGCAGCAUUUCUUGACACGGUACUGCCAUGAGUAGAUCUUUUAUUUUCAUCGUCUGAACAGCUCUGAGUAUAUUUAUAUGACUUUAGCUGUGGGUUAAACAGCAUCCUGGAUGGCUCAUUAGAUGAGUCCCACCUCAGAAGUUAACUGUUUAUAUGGAUUCAGAAUUUCCAUACAACUGCUGGGUAAAGCUAUCCAAGGCAUUUACACAACUUUACAUUGUGCACACCACACAUAAAGCUUACUGCUGCAGCAUGAAAAUGUAAAUAGACUGAAUCUGCUGAGCUCAGACGCUGCUGCUGCUGCUGCUGCUUCUGCCAACUUCUGCUUUUGUUGGCUUUGUGAGAUUCAAAAUGAAUUAUCUUUGCCAGUUUUCAUUUGCAUGUCCGGUCCUAGUAAAUGUCUUUGCACAUGGAGGAUCUCCCUGCACCUGCAGCAGUUUUUACAUGAUAGUAAAUCCGGGCCUUAACCUCACAUUCACUUCAGUGUCUUUCAAUCCACCUCUGACCUUUGCCAAGACAGUUUCAGUACUAUAAAUUGUAUCAAACAUGACAUGACUCAGAAUGAUUUCUCUCUGCCGUUUCAAGUCUCUUACAUAUCUACGUCUAAGUAUAUCCAGAAGUAAUUUUCCCCCCUAAAAUUACUUUCUAAGAGCACUUUGACAAAUGAAAAAGCCAGUAUGAGGAAAAAUACCAGUGUUCGACCUCCAGAUAUUUUGUGACUUUCAACAUAAAAGGAAUUUCACUGAUAUAAUUGUCAAAGUCAACAUUUGUUUUUGCAGAAAUGCCUCCACCGAUAGUCGGUAUGAUCCUGAAGUGCUUCCAGUUGAAAAUAAUUAUUAAAGGUUGUAAAAUCAGACAGAAACAAACCAAAACUAUCAAAUGUUCACAGUGAUUUUGUUAGAAAAACGUAUUCCUCCAAACCACUGCAUGGUUUAGUGCAAUAAUGCUGUGAUAAUCUAAUUAUUUUAGCAGUAAUUAUCAUCAAUUUAUCAGAUUUAGAUUUAAAAUAAUGUACAUGCCGUGUUAAUUAUCUUUGUGGUCUUAUAGCACAAAACCUGCAGACGUCAGUGUGUGGCCGACGUGUUUUAAACAUCAGUUGUUUGUUACAAGGGAAGCUCUCUGUUCUUUUUUGUAUCUUGUAUCGCCACUAUUUGUCAAACCUGAAUUUAUGCACUUACGUAUGCUUCUGUAUGAGGAAUGUAGCUUCUGAACAGCUUUCGGUGUUAUCAAUAUGUUAUUAGUAUGUGAUGCUUUUUGACCCUCUGUUGAGAUUCCUCUGAUGUCUCUUUGAAAGUGAUGAUUCGCUGCAGCAGAAUAUUCAGAUUUUAACAUGCAGACCUCAUCACGGUGAUGAUAUCUGAUUCAACUUUUUAAUAUAUUAUCCAGCUGUAACACUCAGUUACUUAUUCACAAUGUCCAGUUUGAAUGCAUGGGAUCACACAGGUCAUUUGUUUUAUUCCAAGAUCAAAUAGUAAGCAGGUUGUUUUCACUAAAACUCUUCAUCUCUUGUUUAAUUUGAUGAACAAGGCUGCAACAUAACUAUUGUGCGAUAGUAAAAAUCCAGCUUUAACAUAGAAAAAUAUAUCAUUUAAUUUAAAUUUAAAGUUUUUGGACUACAAAAUAACUCUAUUUGUGGAAACCGUCAAAUGUUGUAUUUUCUAACCUAUAUUUAUUUGCAAUGCUAUUUUUGUGCCUUCAAAGCAUUAAAUCAAUUCAAUAUUUGCAUUCAAUUAAUUCGGAAAUGCAUUUUCAUAUCCUCAUAGUGUACUUUUAUCAUAUCAAAAAACACACGUGUAACUCCUGUCUUCUCUCCCCUCGAAUAAUAACAAGGAACUUUGAACAGAAUAAAUAUCUGUUACAGUCACAUUAUUUGUGCUUUCCCUAAUAACUUAUUCAGACUCUCGUACAUUCCUUUUCCACUUUCAGCAGAUAAAUGUGAAAACUCUGCACAUACAUCAUUCUGCAGUGAAGCUCCAACACCCGAGCGAAGUAACAAUACGCAAAACACAUUUUCAGGCCAAGAGGGUUUUAAAUUAUUAAAAACAACUCUAGUAAAGAAGACUGAACAGUGGUCGAGUCUUUGGAUCACUGUCUUGUCCGUGAGGAGUUAUGCAUGAUAAAAUCCUGAAAACAUUUCCCCACAGUGAUUCAUCAGCCCCUGAUGUCUCUUUGUGUUUUUGAUCUGGUUAAAGAGUUAAAGGGGGAUAUUUUUAAAAAGCUUUUUUGACAAAAUAUUUGUAAAAUGCUGUUUAUCUCCGUCUGCCUGGUGUUCCACCCUGCAGUGCCUUGCUGCACUCAUCUUGGAUGGCAGGAACAUUUGGCUCUUAGACGUGUAGACGUUCAUCCUGCAGGGCCAAGCAAAGGACACACUUGAACUUCAAGGGUUCAGCUCUACAAAUGGACUUCUUGGUCAGGGAACAAAAAAAAAAAAGAGACUCUUCAUGAACUUAUGAAGCAUUUUAAAGGAGCACAGUUGUGAAAGAGCACAACAGAAGUGUGUGAGCAGCUGGCCUGUCCUCCUGCCUUCUCGUGGACAGAUGUUUGUCAAAGCAGCGAGAACGAACCCUGCUGCCCUUCUGCUACGUGUUGUCUAUCUCUACACUGUGGUUCAGCCUCGAAUCAAAGCACAGACACUGUCCAUCAUCAUAGAUUUACUUCCUCCCAUCUGCACACUGUAUAUUCUAUAUUUGAAGCCUGUCGGAAACAUGUACUUUACCAUUAGGACUGACUGAAACGAGUGAAUGUUUAUGUACAGUAAUAGCUACUGUUGUGCAUCUCUGCUGUACCCGAGCAUGGUGGGAACCCAGAGAAGCAGAUUAAAGCUCAACACUGUUUGGAGACCUCAGCAGAAACACUGCUUUAAAAACAAAAAAAGGAGGAAAAAAUGAAGGGUUUUAGUCUGAGACCUGCAGUAUUAACUUUAGGUCGUAUUGCAACACUGUUGUACAUUGAGGGAAAGACAUUUUGUGGAAGUCUUUAUAGCCUACAAUAUAUUAACUACUGUUGAGGUCAGUGUUGUAGUUUCGUUUUGAAUUACCGGUAUUUAUUUGCAUGAUAUUUUGAAAAUUUACAAAUUUGUGUACAUACUCUGAUGGAUAUUUUACAUUCCUGUCCACAUCCAGCUCUCCAGUACUGUGGGGAGAAGUGGGGGCGCACUAUGUGGAUAUUCGGGGUGAGAACUCUUUGCUGUGUGUAAUCGAAUGAAGCUGAAAGUUUGACUUCAGUGAAGCCUACAAUAACUGUCAGUAUUUGCAAUUUAGGUAUUUUGCAGCAGGUAAAAGCACAGAGAAGUUAAGAGUUUUGAGCAACAAACUGCCUGAUUAAACCUUUGUCAUUUAUUUAGGAAACAAGUGACACAAAACCGCGAAGAUGAUUUAUGCAUUUAAAGGCUGUAUAACAAGGCAGUGGCAUGUGUGGGGACACCCCUUUAUUAAUUAACUUUGUUUAUGAAAUAGAUUAAGUGUUGCUUAUUUAAUUUAUUUCAGUAUUAUUUUACUUGUUUAUUUAUUUGGGUAUUGUGAAUUAUAUUUGUAUUGAACAGAAAGGAACUGAAUGUGUUUGAAGCUUGCGUGGGCACACUAAACAGUUUACAAGAAAAUUGCAAAACAGACAAAAAAUAUAUAUAUACUGUAUGUCCAUGUCCUUUUAUUUACUGAGUAUCAAAACAUAAGAAUGUUAAUGUUUUUCGCUGUAACUUUUCAUUUUGCUGACGUUGUCGUUUACUCGGGACAGUUUCCUCUCUUUGUGCCAGUCUCCAAUGCCACCUCAUUUUUGUACAGACGAUGUGAAGCAGUCAGCAGAAGAUGAAGGCUAACUUUGUAAAGAUUUUGUCAGUCACAUUACAAAAAUGGAUAUUUAAAUGUUUAUAUCUUUGGUGAUUAAAUGCUGUUGAUAUUUUUCACUUCA
Messenger RNA from Centropristis striata (black sea bass), 8577 nucleotides. Its product is annotated as voltage-dependent calcium channel subunit alpha-2/delta-2-like. The record is from RefSeq and is a predicted model, not a curated record. The transcript has 38 exons. The coding region runs from base 288 to 3578 and encodes 1096 amino acids. NCBI's taxonomy places the organism in Eukaryota, Metazoa, Chordata, Actinopteri, Perciformes, Serranidae. Gene Ontology annotation, cellular component: voltage-gated calcium channel complex. Gene Ontology annotation, molecular function: voltage-gated calcium channel activity.